This is a messenger RNA of Neolamprologus brichardi, 4443 nucleotides long. Lineage: Eukaryota; Metazoa; Chordata; Actinopteri; Cichliformes; Cichlidae. The record is from RefSeq and is a predicted model, not a curated record.
UUUAAACGAUAGAGACACUGGCCGGCCGCACUGAGUUGCACUCUGCGCCAAGUAUUAUUGCCGAUGGAGUCUGACCAUGGAUGAGGAGGUCAACCCUGACCAUGAAAAUGUGAACUCAGUCUUGGCUCAGGACUCCAUUGAACUGUUCCACAUCCUCAGCAGUCAGUCUCACUCAGUCAUAAUGGAGCUGUGUCAAAUGAUGCCCAGUGAAGCUUGGCGCCAAUAUCAGCUUGACCCCUCAAGGUCUUCUGCAGCAGCAAGGCCAGAACUCAUCAAAACCAUGUUGGAUUACUUCAGGUCAGCCAGUGCUCGAAGAUGCCGUAACUUCCUUCAGAGAGUGUGCUUCUCGUGUGAGAACAUCCCCAUGCUUCUGGAGUCGAGGAUCAUGUCUGUAGCAGGAUAUGACAGCACUGAUGAUGUACCAUCUCCAGCCGCAGAGGACGUGUCUCUAGCAAACACAGACGGUUGUGAACGUUUUAGGCCUGCUGUAGCAUCUUUAGAGCAGCGGCUCGUCAAGCGCCCACGGAUCGAUCACUGGCAGCAGUACAUCAGUGAAGUGGAGAAAUUCCUGCUGAAGAGAUGGGAGCGACUCACAGCUGGCCUGGUGAGGGAGGUCCAGCUGGAGAAUGUAUGGGUCAGCCCGAGAGCGGCAAACAGAAGCAGAGACAGACCUGAUCAAACCCCUGGCUCAGCAGACAGAGGGGGCAGAACACCAGAGCCCGAUGGGGAUUACGGGUAUUUGGAGUCCAGAGUGACGUUGGAGACGUUCCUCCAGGGAUGUAUGGGUAAAGUGACAGUUCUGGUGGGCAAGACUGGAUCAGGAAAAACUCUGCUAACAUCCUGUUUGGGACAGCAGUGGGCUAGUGGAUUAGGUCCUAUCCCUUCAUCCUUUGUGUUUGUCCUGCUGGAGUUUCGUCAGCUCAACCUACUAUCACACCCUCUUUCACUAUCAGAGCUGCUUUUCCAGUACUACCUCCCUCCAACUGGGGGAGAAGAUGCAAAGAGAGCCAUUAUCGACUACCUCCUUACUAAUCCAGAGCAAAGCUGUUGGGUACUGGAUGGCUAUGAUGAGUUUCACGGCAAACUCAGCAGACAAGAAGUGCAGAGGAAACCGCUGCACUUAGAAGAUCCUCUGCCCGUCGCAGACCUCAUCUCAGGGUUGCUAAAUCGCCAGAUUCUUCCAGGAAGCACUGUGCUGGUCACCUGUCGUGUACGGGAUCUUAUAGAUUUGGAUGGCAUUUCAGAUAAAGUAGGCCAGCUGCUGGGCUGGGACCAGGAUGAGAUCAAGGAGUAUGUAGACAACUUCUUUGGUGCAAAAGAUGUAGCUCUUAGAGAGCAGGCAGCACAGCUCCUUCUCUCCAGUCGACACCUCCUCGCCAUGUCUUCCAUUCCUGCCCUAUGCAACAUCUGCUGCAUCUGUCUUGAGCAUUUACUGCUGCAGUGUAGAGAUAAAGACACAGGAGGAGCACCGAUGCCUGACGAAAAAGGAAGUAAGGCAAGGACAGAUGCUCAGGAAGCAGAAGGAGCACAGAUGUCAAGAGAAGCCAGAGGGGAGGAGGGCAAUAGAAGAGGAGAUCCUGCACAAAGGAAACAAGAGGAUGGAAAAAGAAAAGGGAGCAAGGAUGUAAUAAUGGAUGGAACAAAUGGCAGACCCCAGCUGACUCCCACUUCACUCCAAGUCCCCGCCACCCUCACUCAGGUCUACCUCACUGUUCUGGCCUCAUUUCUUAGCCGCGCCCCUAACCACGGAGGAGAUGGCGAGCCAAAAACUAAAAGAUUUCCUCACAGUGCUGUCACCACACUGACCAUUCUGAGUCAGUAUCAAUCGGAGCUGUGUGAGCUGAGCCAGCUGGCUGGGAGAGGCUUAGAGGAAAGCAAGAUACUCUUUUUGAAAGAAGAGAUUCCACAGGAGGUUUUAAAGUUUUCAUUGAAAAUAGGACUCUUAUCACAGGUGGAGCUCAGACGUCAGGACGGGAUACUUGCCAAUGCCUACUGCUUCAUUCAUCUGACAGUGCAGGAGUUUUUAGCUGCACUGAGAAUCAUGACUAGUAAUGAUGUUAAUGACGCACAGCUGAAGAAGAGAUGCACUCCAGCCCUGGUUGAGUUAGCCAAGGUUUCUGGUAGAGCCCAAAGUUGGGUCCAGAAACGACAAGACCUUGUUCUGACAUUGCUCAAAUCCAUGUGUAACAGUAACACUCUGACCGGACCAAAGAUACUCCAGCUUUGCCACAGUGUUCAGGAGAGCCAGAACCACCAACUCGCCAAGCAGGUUUUUGGUGUGAGACCCAAACUGGAGCUGCGCAACAUCUGGCUGUUACCGAAUGAUAUCGAAGCUCUGGCUUUCGUAGUUAAUUCAGCCGAUCAUAAUGACAUCGGUCUGGACUUCGGAGCGUGCUCCAUGGAGCUGGAGUGUUUAAUAGUUCUGGCCAGGUGUCAGGGCAUUCAUAACCUCAGUUUUCACAGCCGCAAGUAUGGGGACAAGUUUGCUGAGAAGUUGUCGUCUGUUUUGCCUAAAUUCACAUCCCUGCGAAAACUAGAGUUUUCUGGUGCCAGUCUGACUGCUACUGGAGCAGCUAGUUUGGCCUCUGGUCUUCAGGAGUGUCCACACAUCACUGAUAUCAACCUAAGUGACAACAAUUUGAGGGAUGAAGGAAUCAGCCGCAUUGCUGAGAUUUUUACCAAACUACAAAACCUUUCGAAUGUAGCGCUGGGACGAAACAGCACAACCCUGAAUGCAGUCGACUGUCUUAUUAAAACGAUGUCUUCAUGUUUGAACAUCCAACAUGUUCAUGCAGAGGGGAUCAAAGACUUGACAGUAACUUUCUUCCAAAAGUCAGAUAUGAACAGCCAUACAUCUAUACUUGAAUCAACAAUCAGCAUUAAUGACAGCUGCUCAUCAGUGGAGGGUUUGGUGGUUCUGACUGCUCUACUGUCUGAUUAUCCUCCUGUGAUGGAGCUGCAUAUCAGAUUACAGGUUCCUGUUAAGGUGUCUAUUGUGUUUGCUAGGGGAAGGGAAAAACCUGCAAGCGGAAUAUCCAAAUCUCUCUGCCUCAGCUUCUGCAAUCUGUCUCCUGCUGAUCUGGAAAGUGUGUUGAGAUGUCUGGGUACCUCUUCUGAUCUCACUAUGCUGGAUUUGUCCAGUAACUGUUUAGGCAACAAAGGUCUGAAGAAGUUGUUGGAUUUCCUGCCUCGUCUUAGCAAAAUCCAGGAAAUUAAAAUCAGGGAAGGUAGUUUGAAGCAUGAACAUCUGAUCCGAUUAGCAGAGAUUGUGUCCAGUUGUCCCCAUCUGGCCAAAGUGGAAUUAAACCACAGCUUACUGGAGCAGACUGAAGAUUUCCUACAGCUGCUGAGCUUCAGUCAAAGUGGAUGUGUUUUCAGGAAAAACGAAUUCCUCUUAUCUCUCUGCUUUAGCCUUGUGGACUGUGCAGUAAAUGUGCAUCAGCUUGCAUCCAUAGAGAGCGUCAUCCUGAGUUGUCCAUUUCUGACAGAACUGGAUUUUUCCCACAACAGCCUCGGUGUAGAGGGAGCUGAGUUUCUCUGUUCUGUUCUUCCCCGGUUGCCCAAUCUCACUUCACUCAGUAUGACCACGUUUCUGCCCUGUCUACGAUCACUCAAUCUUUCCCACUGUGUUUUGCCUGGAGGACUGCAGCUCAUUGAAGCACUGGGACAGUGUGUUAUUCUUGAAGACCUUUGUUUGGAUUCUGUGGCACUGAAUGAGGAGAGCAGGAUGUGUCUGGCACGAGCUCUAAAAAAUAUCAACUCUAUUCGCCGUCUCAGGCUGAAUGAGAUUGUCACAGCAAUGGACAAUCUCAGCGUUCUGGAUCUCCUGGCUGCGACGAAGGGACACGCACAUUUAGAGCAGAUAGAGUUGGGGGGCUGGAGGAUGGCUGGCAGAGGAAUAGAAGAGCUGAACAGGCUCAUUCCGAACUGGAAAGAGCUCAGGAAGCUAAAGCUGUCAAAGAACCUUAUCAGUGACCAAUCAGGAGAGAAGCUGCUUGAGGCUUUGAAAGCCUGCAGCCACCUGGAGGAGCUCGGUCUGUCCGAUAACACACUGGGAAAGCUCACUGCUGCCAGGAUGGCCCUCAUUUUCCCAUCACUGACACACCUCAGUGUGUUAGACAUUUCGCUCAACCACAUUGACCAUGAAGGCUCCGAUAGCCUUUCCAAAGCCAUAAUGUGCAUGAAGAACCUCAAAAAGAUUAACCUGACCUCUGUUGGGACUUCAGAGCUGUGUCCUGUUGUAGCCAGUCUGGCUCACUGUCCCCUCAUACAGGAAGUUGGACUCUGGAAGAACAAAAUCUUUGAGGGUGAUGUCCAAAGGCUCGGUCUAAGGGACAGGAGGAUGAAUUUCUCUUCCACCUGAUAUGAUCUGCACUGCUGGACAGUUGAGAAGCACAAUACCAGUUCAUCAGCACCAGUGCAGAUGAACAGUCCAGUACUUCU